Messenger RNA from Cladophialophora immunda, 1368 nucleotides. RefSeq lists its product as uncharacterized. Lineage: Eukaryota; Fungi; Ascomycota; Eurotiomycetes; Chaetothyriales; Herpotrichiellaceae. The transcript is spliced from 2 exons. Gene Ontology annotation, molecular function: DNA-binding transcription factor activity; transcription cis-regulatory region binding. Gene Ontology annotation, cellular component: nucleus. The record is from RefSeq and is a predicted model, not a curated record. The coding region runs from base 1 to 1368 and encodes 455 amino acids. Gene Ontology annotation, biological process: positive regulation of transcription by RNA polymerase II.
AUGCACGGGAAACUGACCAGCUGGAAGCCCAGUAACUCAGAGUCUGUCGUCUCCAAGAGACAGUCCUGUCCCAGCCCGCCUUUAUCCUAUCUUGCUUCCUCCGCUUCCGCUCCUUCGUCCAGAAACUCCAGUAUUGUGAUCAGUUGGAGUCCGAGCACCAUCGACACGGGUCUGUUGCAAACAGUCUCGACGGCCAAGGAUUCUCAACUGCUCCUACAAUACUAUCUCGAGGAUGGCGCCGGGAAGCUCUCGCCAAGAACGAUAGAAUCAAAUCCAUUCAUUACCCAUGUUCUCCCCCGUGCUGUCUGUGACGAGACGCUCAUGAGCGCGGUCCUUGCUCUAGGAGGUGCUUUUCUCGAGGUCAAAUAUGACCGAUCGAAUUCGGUCCUGCACACUGCGUGGGAGCACUAUUCAAAAGUUCUCUACGAUCUACGCCACAUUAUUCAGAGCCUAGCCUCGCACACUGUUGAACAAUCUGUUCGUGUCUUACUCAUCUUAAUCAUCCUCGCUCAUAUCGAGGCAAUAUCUGGAAAGACAUGCGGCGCAAUAUUCUCGCAUUUGCGUCCAAGCCGGCAGCUGAUGCUUGACCUGCUAGCGAAUGGCAAACACAACGACAUGAUCCGUGGUAAAGGAGUCGAGAGCUUCAUACUUGAACAUUACGCCUACCUGGCUCUUAUAGCCCAUAUUACCCCCUACGCCCUCGACCAAGCGAGGACGAUCCCUCUUGAUCCGGAUCUGUUGUCACUAGACUCCAUCCACGAGUACGACAACUUUGGCACCAUCCUGAGUUGCGGCGUGUCACUUUUCGAGAAGAUUCCUUUGGUAUCAGUGCUCGCCAGAAGACGGUUGUGUGAGGAAGAACAGACAGGCGGCUGCUCUUGGGAAACUUUCUCGACAUAUCAAAGCCUACUGGAGGAUAUUCUCAAUUGGACAUCAGGCCCUCCCGGCUCGCAGAUGAAAGAGUAUGAGACUGCGCAAAGAUUGGCUGGCGAAGUAUACCGACAUGCUCUGUUGAUUUAUCUCAAGGUGUCCAUGUGCGGCGCAGUCGUGAGCAACAGCCCGGAAGUCUUAGUCGAGAUCCAAGAGCUUAUCGAUGCAGUUUGGGAUCUAUAUGCAGCAGUCGUGGAUUCACCUUUCGGGACUGCUAUGCUGUGGCCAACAGUCAUCAUAGGGUCAUGUCUGACACGGGAAACUCAACGUGAGAGACUCCGAGCCGUUGCAACUUGUCCGAGAUGGCAUAUGAGAGUCACCGAGGCUUGCAUCAACAUGCUAAAGCUACUCUGGACGGAUCCGGAUCCUCGGGCAUUUGGUCCUUAUGGCUUGCACUUCAUUAUGAAGAAGCACAAGAUCAAUUUUUGCAUGGUCUAA